Messenger RNA from Pelagomonas calceolata, 3657 nucleotides. NCBI's taxonomy places the organism in Eukaryota, Pelagophyceae, Pelagomonadales, Pelagomonadaceae. The record is from the annotation of a GenBank genome assembly.
CGGUCGUUUUGUGCUCGAGCCGCGCGGCUCCGGGCGAGGGCUGCCUAAUUGCAGUCGAUAACGGUGCUGCCGUGGUGCCAGGUGCAGUCUCGGGCCGCGGCGGCUGCACCUGCCCCAUAGGGCAAGCCCAUUGGCAACAGCGGUGCAGCACCAAGCAAUCACCACGCGUAAUGAAGGCGGAAAUCUGGGCCGAGGUGGGAGACGCGGUGGCCGGCGGCGGCCCAACCCCCAAACUCGAGGCUGCUUUGGGCAACAUCUUAGCUGGGAGGAGCAACCACUUCCCGCGGCCGCCUCCGCAAAAGCGCGCACCGAGCGACACUUCCUCGGACGCAUCGUCGCUCCAAAGCAAGGAGAACCGGUCGCCGCGCCGCCGCUUAAGACGCGAUUUGUUACCGAGCGACUCUGAUGUCUCGGAGCCGCCGACGCCCACAACAAAGCCGGCGAGCGACUUCUUCAGACGAGCCGCGCGGCGCGCCUACGCUCCCAAGGAGGACCCGCGUUUACAAUUGAGGCGGGCCCUCGUCGACGCUCUACUCAAAUGCGCGGACGCCACGGCGGCGGCACAACUCGUCCGAAACGACGGGCCCGCGGCGCUGAACUGCGAGCGGGCCGAGCUUUGGGUCGCGAAGGCCUCGACGAACGAGGAGCACUGGAGCUGCGACGACGACAAGGCCCUGGCCGAGGCGGCGGCUGUUUCUUGUGAAGCGCGGCAGGGCUCUUCGGAUAGGCGCGCGUGGCCCGUGGCGAUCGACCAGGAAGUUGUCGGAGUGUUGGAAAUCAGAGGCGCGCCCUGGCCCUUCGAUCCAACUGAAGGUGUUGAAUUAGCCGAGGCGUGCGCCGCGCCGCUCCGGCGGUCCGCAGAGGCGGUCGCGCACGCGCGCGAGGUUGAGACAUAUGAGCGGCGCGUCGAGGAACUCCAGGACAAGGGCCGCGAGCGGAAGCAGCGCCUCGCGGACGCGCUGCGGGCGGGCGAGCGCGAGCGCGAGCGGCGUGGUGAGGUCGAGGACGCGCUCCGCGCGGCGACCGCGGCGACGGACGCGCUCCGGGCGGAUUUCCGACGAUCAUUGAGCUGUCAGAACGACGCCGCGGACUGGGCGGCCGCGCGCAAGGACGCCGCGGGCGCCCGGGCCGUCGCGGACGCGGCGCGGGCGGUUCUGAGGGCGAAAAGCGACGCGGCGGCGGUGUCGACGGCGUCGAGGGACGAUCGCGAGGCGGCGCUGCGCGCCGCGACGCGCGCGAUGCGGGCGGCGCAAGAUCGACAGGAUGCCACGAAAGAUGCUGCGCUCCGGACGACGCUGGCCGCGCUCGCGGCGGACGGCCGCGCCGCGUUGGAGGCCCGCGACGCCGCCGAGGACGCGCGGGCCCGGGCCGAGCACGAGAAAACACGCGCCGAAGAGAAAUAUCAAAGGGCCGAAGAAAUGUUAAGGAACGUCGAGCGCGACGCGGACGCGCGGAUUUCAGAAAUGGAGCGCGCCUGCGAGGACCGCGUCCGGUCUGCGCGCGACGCGCAGCGGGCGCAGCACGCCGCGGGCGCCGCCGCCGCGCGGGAGGUCGUGGAAUUGCGGCGGUUGCUCGACGAGGAGCGACUCAUACGACGCGACGAGGCGGCGUGGCGCGCCGCGGGCGAGGAACGGUUGCGGCAGCGGCGCCUCGUCGCCGUGGCGACGGCCAUGCGCCGGGCCCACGGCCGGUGGCGCCGCGAGCGGCUGCAGGAGGCCCUCGCGGUGUGGAUCGAGGACAUCACCAUAACGGCGCGCGUCGCGGCAAUUGCACAACGCGUCGCGCUCCGCGUCCACGGCGCGCCGCCGAACUGGUGGACGCCCGCCGUUGAGAAUGCUGCGCGCCAGCUCGCCCGGCGCGUCGACGCCGCCGAGGCGGGGGCGGCCGCGUCGCGGGCCGCGGGCGCGCUCGCCGCGGAGGAGACGCGCCGGGAACGGAGCUGCGGCGGCGCCGUCGCUUUAGCUGCGCAAAAGGCCGCCGAGCGCGCGUCACGACUCUUCGCGGCCGCGGCGACGGGCGACGAGGCGGCACUUGUAAAGGCGGUCCGCGACGGCGCCGCGGCCAUCGCGGCGAGCGACGCCGAGGUGACGUUGUUUGGAGGCGCCCAGUGCGGCACGGUUUCAAGAAGGGAGACGUCGCUCCAGAUCCCCGCAGAUCAUGGGCCGCUCGGCCUCGUGGCGACGGGUGUGUUGGAUGCGGCGGGGCGCGCCGAGCUCGAGGCCUGGUGUUUACUGACGGGGCGCGCCCUCGAGCAGGCGCGCGCGCUGCAAGCGGCCGCAAAAUCUCUGAGAGAGGCCUCGGCGAACGCGGCCCGGGCCGUGCGGGCGGCGGACGCCACGGCCCUCGAGGCCGUCGACGGCGCGCGACGCGCGGGGGGCGUGCUCGACGCCGUCGCCGCGGGCGGCGACGUCGAGGAGCUCGUGGCGGCGGCGCUCGACGACGGCGGCGCCGACGAGAUCCGGGCGCGCGUCGUCGUCCCGACGGCGGGGUCCUGGGAGUUUGCGGUCUGCGAUCGAACGCCCGUCGGCGGGGUCGAGGCGCACGGGAGCGCCUGGUGCGCCCCCGUGCGGAACGGCUGUCUGGUCGUGCACGCGGCGCGCCCGCGGCCGGAGCACUACGCGGCCCUCGUCGCCAAGUGCGCGGCGAUCGCGUCCAGGACGCGGUCCAAGCCCGCGCCGCGCCGCGCGCGGCUCCGGACUUUGUUAAGGCGAGCGGCGACGUUAACGCAACGGCGCGCGUGGGCGCGGUGGCGGUCCCACGUGGACCUGUCCACGCGUGGCGAGCUCGCCGCGAGCGAGGCGCGGGGCGUGGAACUGGGCCUCGCCGCCGACGCGGCGCACCGCGCGUGCGGGGCGCUCGCGCGGGCCUGCGACCAGCGGCGCCUUGCCCACGCGUUCGCUUCCGUCGAGCACUGCGCGCGGCGGUGCGCCUCCGCGGCCGCGGUGGCGGCCGGCGCCGCCGCAUGCGCUCGGUUGGGACAGAAGGCGCGCGCCUGGCGCUCUGUUGCGAAGGACGGGCGCGCGCGGACGAAGGAGGCGCUGGGCGACCUGGAAAUGCUCAAGACCCAGCUCGAGGAGGCGCGGGCCGCCGAGGCGCGGGCCGCUACUUUAGCCGUCCGCGCGCGGGAGCUGGAGGCGGACCGCCGGAAGUUGCGGGACGAGAUCGCCACCAGAGACGCGGCGCAGCGUCUCGGGCGCCUCGAGCUGCGAGACGAGAUUGCCACCAGAGACGCGGCGCACCGCGUUGGGCGCCUCGAGCGCGAGCGGCGACCCUCGGUCUCGCCGCUGAGCCCGGCGACGGCGCGGCGCCGAUCGCCGUCCCCCCGAGGGUUUAGAAGCGUCGCGUUCGCCGAAGCAACGCCGCCGCCGCGGGCGAGCCUGACGCCGUCCGACGAGUCGCUCUCGAGCGCGGCCCAGGACCGGCGCGACGCCCUGGCGCUCCGCGCGGCUGAGCUCGAGGCCCGCCAGCGCGGCGUCCGCGACGCGCUCGCCACGCACCGGUCGCGGACGCCUACGCCGACGACCACGACGUCUUCUUCGUCGUCCGACUCGCUCGUCUCGCGGACGUUGCGGGUGCUGCGGGACCAGCUGUCUCCCGAGCGGCCUGAUUCUUCUUCUUCUUCUCCGGUGGAGGAGGCAUAAGUUAGUAGUUUGUUGA